Rhinocladiella mackenziei CBS 650.93 is the source of this 1275-nucleotide messenger RNA. RefSeq lists its product as uncharacterized. The coding region runs from base 1 to 1275 and encodes 424 amino acids. The transcript has a single exon. Gene Ontology annotation, molecular function: zinc ion binding. Lineage: Eukaryota; Fungi; Ascomycota; Eurotiomycetes; Chaetothyriales; Herpotrichiellaceae. The record is from RefSeq and is a predicted model, not a curated record. Gene Ontology annotation, cellular component: nucleus.
AUGUCGUAUGCUGUAGAAACGAAGAAACGCAAAUUCGAUCGCAUCCUUGAGGCCCUGUCCGACAGUGCGGCAACAGCCUCUCGCACUUCGCUCAGCUCACGCAACAACACAUCAUCCACCUCGCUCACUCAAGAUACGGCCUCUGAAUUGUCAAAGCGGCGGCGAAUAACCCCCACAUCGCAGUCCCCUACUUCCAGUCCCUCCCCCACAACACUCAGUGGGCACUACCUUCCAUCGAGCCGCGCUGCCUUUUUGCAGCGACUCGAGACUUUCCGACCCGUCACGAAAUGGCAUAUUCCCUCGACAGAUUCAAUCAAUGCUGCGGCUUGGGCUAAAAGAGGAUGGACUUGUGUCGACACGGAUACAGUGUUUUGUGGCGCUUGCAAAGAAAGACUCUAUAUUGGUCUGGAUGUGGAUAGCGAAAUUUUAAAGGCCCGAGGCAAGGAAGGCGAGGAGAAGAGUGACUCGGUGGAUGAGGAUGACAGCUUUGCAGUGGCCUCGGAAAUAUAUUACAACAUUGUCAAGCGCUAUGAGGAUAUGAUCGUUACGGCGCACGCAGAGGGCUGUCUUUGGCGCAACCGUGGCUGUGAUUCUUCUAUCCAACGCAUCGAAGGACUAUUGAACACGGGCAUCGCCAUUUCCGGACUGAAAAAUCGCUACGACAGUAUCGCUGCUCGGCCCGAGGAAAUACCUGACGUCGUGUCACUGCCCUCAAGCCCUCUGAUCAACCCUCAAGACUUGGAACAAUUCCGAUUCAACGAGGAGGAGCCCCCUGAAGCCAAUGCACUUCGAUUGGCAGUCUGUGGAUGGGAGAGAAAAUGCGAAGACGUCAUUGAGUGCCGCCAUUGUUUCCGGUCUCUGGGGCUUUGGCUAUACCGGGGAGAAUUGCCUGCUAUUGAGAAAUUGAAUGGUGUUGACAAUCAUCUGGAAUAUUGUCCGUGGCGAUCGGCCGAGGCACAAGAUACGGAAAUUCUCAUAGCUCAGCACAGAAAAUAUGGUGAUUCGGCGCCGAAAAAAGAGCGAGUUGCCGGUUGGGUCUUGGUGUAUCAAGCUGUGGUCAAGAACAUGAACAAGAAAAGAGGGUCAAGACUCAUUACAGUUUCUGCCGCUUCGUCCGAAGCUGAACCGGCUACGGGCAGCAGUGAAUCCAUGACACCAGAACAACGAGAGAAGAUGAUGAGGGAUUUAUUCCGAAGGAUCAAAGAGAUCAAAAAGCCAUUUAACGUCAAGGCUUUACUAAAACGGAAGGGCAAGGACCAAACGUUGAUGGGAUAG